This is a messenger RNA of Girardinichthys multiradiatus, 4583 nucleotides long. It is a transcript of the gene tbc1d22b, whose product is annotated as TBC1 domain family, member 22B. The transcript has 14 exons. NCBI's taxonomy places the organism in Eukaryota, Metazoa, Chordata, Actinopteri, Cyprinodontiformes, Goodeidae. The coding region runs from base 312 to 1865 and encodes 517 amino acids. Gene Ontology annotation, biological process: activation of GTPase activity. The record is from RefSeq and is a predicted model, not a curated record. Gene Ontology annotation, molecular function: GTPase activator activity.
AUCCCUUUUCCCAGCACAACAUCAGCUGCUAUUGGCCACCCUCACUGCACCUGUUCAACCCUCGCGCCAAUCACGCGCCUCGAUCGUUGCUCACCAAGAUGGCGGCUUCCAGUGCGCCGCUUUGCUCAUCCUCGCAGCAGAACGACAGAUAUAGCCUUAUCUCCGGAUCAUUUGAACUCUCCCCGAGGCUGACCAGAGAGAGCUGAGCGGGGCUGCGCUGAGAAACCCGGUAGCCGUCCCUUCCCUUCACGUUUUCAUGGUACGCGGAGCCGGGCUCGGUGCUGGACUGAAGGGGGUUGUGCUAUCCGAGUAUGGCCACCGACAACAGGAUCAAUUUCUGGAGGAGAAACACUAAGGUUCCCGGAAGUGUGCAACCAGUUUAUGGAGCACAGCAUCCACCUCUUGAUCCCCGUUUGCGACGCACGUACCCAAAAGACCCAAAGCCCAAAUUCAAUAACCUUAAGUCUAAAAAGGCUUGCAGCUUCCACGAGUUUGCUUGCAGCACAAAUGAUGCUUGGGACAUCGAUGACGAGGAGGAUGACAAUUUCUGUGGGACCCCCUUCCCAAUGUCUUUUAUGCCUUCAGGCCAGGACUCGACCUUAUCUGUGCACAGCCAGAAACUACAGCAUGAGACAGGUGAAACAGAACACGUGUUGCCGCACAUACUGACUCCACCCAGAAACGACGGUCACAACCCCGUGGAUGAUGGCUCAGAGUGUGAGGGUGUCAAUGGCAAGUUUGUAAAGUCGAGUAGUGACGCAGACAUCAGCACCUCCUCAGUUCGCGCCUCACUGCAGAAGCAGCAAUCUCUCCCUGUUCGUCCCAUCAUCCCGCUGGUGGCUCGUAUCUCAGAUCAGAAUGCUUCAGGGGCUCCACCCAUGACGGUGCGGGAGAAAAACCGGCUGGAUAAAUUCAAGCAGCUGCUGGCUAGUCCCAACACUGAUCUAGAAGAACUCCGGAAACAUAGCUGGUCAGGAAUACCAAGAGAAGUCCGGCCAAUCACAUGGAGACUUCUGUCUGGAUACCUGCCAGCCAACAAGGAGCGCAGAGAGCUAGUUCUGAAAAGAAAGAGAGAAGAAUAUUUUGGGUUUAUAGAGCAAUAUUACCACUCCAGAACCGACGAGCACUAUAAAGACACAUACAGACAGAUCCACAUUGACAUUCCAAGAACCAACCCACUCAUUCCUUUGUUCCAGCAACCUGCAGUCCAAGAGGUAUUUGAGCGGAUUCUUUUUAUCUGGGCCAUCCGUCAUCCAGCCAGCGGUUACGUCCAGGGCAUUAAUGAUCUGGUCACACCCUUUUUUGUUGUCUUCUUGUCUGAGUUUGUCACGGAAGAUGUGGAGAACUUUGAUGUGGCAGCUCUGCCUCUGGAGACCCAAAGAAACAUUGAGGCUGACAGCUUCUGGUGCAUGAGCAAACUGCUCGAUGGCAUACAGGACAACUACACCUUUGCCCAGCCUGGAAUCCAGAACAAGGUGAAAGCGUUAGAGGAGCUGGUCAGCCGAAUAGAUGUGGAUAUUCACAAUCAUUUCAAGAAAUAUGAGGUGGAGUACCUGCAGUUUGCUUUCCGAUGGAUGAACAACCUCCUGAUGAGGGAGUUGCCACUUCGUUGUACUAUUCGUCUUUGGGACACCUACCAGGCUGAAGCUGAAGGUUUCUCCCACUUCCACUUGUAUGUGUGUGCUGCAUUUCUUAUUGAGUGGCGCAGAGAAAUCCUCUGCAUGGUUGACUUUCAGAGCCUCCUGAUGCUCCUCCAGAAUCUCCCAACUAUCCACUGGGGUAAUGAAGAAGUGGGUCUCCUCCUGGCGGAAGCUUAUAGACUCAAGUACAUGUUUGCAGAUGCCCCCAGCCACUAUAAGAGAUAAGCCUCAAAGAAUCAAACCCUGCUGGGACUGGGAGGACCUGAGCAGUGUUUGGGUCUGAGGUAACACUGAAGAGACUGACAGUGGGAGAAACUAACCACUUAACUCUAUGCUGUGAAGAUGAAGUUUGGAGAAUAUCACCAUGAUUUGAAUUUUGGGGUGGAGCCACAGGGCUCCAGUGAAUUUUCUGGACUAUAUGCAGUAAACAUACUGCACUGUAUCAGUGGACUGUUACAGUAUAUAAACCACAUGUAUUUAGUUUUUUUUUUUGUUUUCUCUCAGAAGAACAUGCUGCAAUUUUAAAGGAUGUUGAAUGUUUGUGAAAUCCUCCCUUUUAGUGGCAUCUGCAGAUUCUAUUUUAUAUUUGUUUUCUAACAAAACUCAGUAUGAACCAGGUAACUACUGUUUUUCUCAUUUGAAGUCAGACACUGAUGAGCUGUUAUAAAUAGGAAGCACAAUAAAGCGCCCCCUCCUCUCUGAUUUGUUUAGGACUACCAAAUCUGCUGUGAACAAUCAGCCUUUUUAAGCACUCGGUGUGACCUGAAUAAGCUUCCUAGAUUUACACUGUAAAACAAGCUUCUGUGGUUCAUUUUGUGUUUUUUAGGUAAAAGAUGAAUAAUUGGUUUGCAUCCAAUUUCCCUUUCUGGCUGUGAAUCACUUUAAUCAAUGUCUAAAGGGUUGAGCUUUAAUCUGCAGUGUAUAGAAUUGUAUUAAAGAUAUAUAAAUGGACCUUUUAUUUAGGAUAGCUUUUAAAUUUCACCAUAUGCCCCUAAUUAGUGGUUAUGAAUUACCCUAAAAUCUGGUAAAUUUUACUCAAUUUUAGUUUGAAAACAACUAAAUAUGUCAACUCUUUAUAAUGCCACAGAAUUACAACUCCUGCAAACUAAUAUGAAAUCAAUUCUGUUGCAUGGUGUUCAGUCAGUUUUAAUUCGUAGCGGCAGAAUUCAUUCACAGAUGUGACAUAACAGCUGAAUGUUUUUGCUUUGUAAAACAUAGCCUUAAUAAAUUUGUAAUUAACGGCACAUCUUUUUUUAAGCUCAAGAAGAGGAACUCAUGGAAACACGAACCAAAAACCCAGUGAAUCCUUGAACCUCCUCUGGAAUUCUGAGGCAUGGACUUUACUAAUGGGAAAACAGUAUUCCUGUCUCGUUCCAACAUCAUCAUAUGGCAGCUGCCAGAUAGAGCCUUGUUCUGCUUCCUGUUUCAUUCUGUUUAACUGUUAAUGGUAAUUCUAGUUCAGUUUUUCUGGGGAAAAUCCAUUUUCCUUCAGCUUGAAGUUCCUACUGCUCAGUCACAGACACCAACUCCUGUGUCUGUUGAUUUGUGUUUUAUAUAUUUUCUUGAUCAUUUUCUGUUUUCCUGUCACAUUAAUUCAAAUCUUUCAAUUUUUGGGGGAUUUGCUCCAAGUUGUAGACCCAGCUAACAGGGGACCAACCAACAUAUAGCCACAAUAUGCAUUGAUUUACCUUGAUGGUCAACAUGUCGAUAAGGUCUGCACGCAAUUUUGUCUUCAUCAUAUUUUUAAUAAUGACACCUACGUAUGUAUUUGUUUUAGAAAUGUAAUUUACAUUGAUUCCAGAAUUGUUCCCUCUACUUGGUUUUAAAAAUCAUAUGCUGUUAAUGACUGCAGUGUUUUAAGGUACGUUUCUGAAACUCAUAAUGUUCAGCUGUUAAAGUUGUUUUGUGUCGUGUGGUUUGCUUCAUUUCUGCUAUAUAGUCAAAUAAGUGAGCAUUCUCUAAGACUAGCAAGUCGUCAUCCUGUUUUGGCAGGGUAAACUUUUAUCCAAACCAGUAAGAGUCAUUUGUAGAGUCGGUCAAACAGAAUUAGUGUUUGUUCAGUCUUUUUGCUACUCAAAGACAUUUAGUCUUAACCUGCUACUGAACACAGCCCAAAGCAGCUUUAUGUCCAUAAUGAUGCCUUUGUUUUAUUUGCAAUGUACUCCUGUAAAGUUCUAUAACUUAUGCCUGUAUUUAAGUUUUAAGUUUGUUUCAUACAAUUUUGUUUUUUAAACAUUUAUGUCCCCCACUCAUCUACCUUGUGGUAACAACACAGCAUACAGUAUGUUUUAUUUGACAGCCAUUUUGACAUGUAUCAUCUGACCAUUUCUUUCAUCCUCAUGUGUGAACUGGAACAAGUCUGAAGUAAAGUAAUUCUGACAGAAUUUAGAUGCCGGACUGCAGACCUGUAGACUUGAACGACCUCAGUCAGUAGAUGAGUUUGAAAUGAAGUCUUUCUGAAAUGACGUGACAUGACAUUAAAAAUGCUUUGGUACUUAAAUCACAUCAUACUUUACCUUGGAGAUGAUCUGACUGUGUCUUAGUCUAAUAAUGGUACAGCUAUUGUGUUUAAUAUUGAUGUUAUUCAUUAUCAAGAAUGUUUUGUGAGCGUUACAGUUUACCUGUAGCCUUAAAACCACAUUCAUUCCUCCAUUCAGGGGAGUCCACUGAUUGUGUCACUACCAUGAUGGUAUUGUUCGAUCCACACUGACUUAUUUCAAGGUCAUUUGUUUUUAAAGAUGUGAUGUAAAGAACUACAUGUUAAAUAGGGGUGUUGAAUUGCCUAUGAAGCGUUAAUGUGGAUUCAACAAAAAGCCAAAUAUCUUUUGGGCCAAGGCAAAAUGUUUUAAAGCUCUUCGGCUUUAGCCUUAAAUGAAUAAAUUAUUACAGUUUCUGCUGUAUUUUCAUUCCUUUUGUUUAUAUUAAACUAAUUGCGAUUAUUCA